UCAGAAAUGGGUUCAAAACCGACCCAAAUUGUUCUUGGGCUUUUCAGAUGAAACACAAAAACCCUAACCAUUCAAAAAUCAUCACAAAACGUCUCUGUUUUCCCCCAUUUUGCAGUGUAACAAUCAAUCAAUCAAUCAGAAAAAUCACUGAAUCAUAUACGUGAUGAGUAGUGGAGGUGGAGCUGCUGCUGCAAAACCCAAAGAGGAGGAACAAGAUGGCAUGUCUGUCCAUUCUCCUUGCAAACCUCCUCCUUCCUCCGCUUCCUCUCUUCCUAAGGAUCAAGCACAAGCUGAAUUGGAGCUGAAAUUAUUGGAAGCUCUUGAAAUUUAUCCUCCAAUAAAACUUCAAGGAGUACACCGUCACUUUGUCCUUUAUGGUCUGAUGGAAUAUCUAAAGAAGAGUUUUGACAGAGAUUUCUCUUCUGAGGAGGUCCUUCAAUUGCUGGAUCGGUUCUACAACCUAGAGAUGCUGAAAACAGACGACGAAGAGAUCGAUAUCCUUAAUCAUGAAGAAGAUUUCAGCUUGCCUCAGAGUUACUUUGGCAAGGAAGAACCCUGAACUUCAAUUUUUGUGGUAUUUAUAUUUUCAUUUGGAUCAAUGUCCACCCUUUCGUUUGUAAAGUUGGCUGUUAUUCCCCUCAUUUUGGGUUGGAUUAUGUUUCGACAGUGGUUCUUUUAUCGUUUCUGUUAAGUUAUGGUGGUUUUUAGCAUGUACAUCUAUCAUGGUUGCGUAGUGGUUUCGAGAAUUCUGUACUCAGUAUAAUAAUCUCGGUUUGAGCUGCUUAAUAAUGUAGUAUUUAACUGCAGUGAUUUGGGUAUAGAACAUGUCGACUUAAAAAGAGUAUAUCGAAAUGCCUAUUUAUCGGUAGGAUUUUUGAGUG
This is a messenger RNA of Trifolium pratense (red clover), 881 nucleotides long. RefSeq lists its product as uncharacterized. The record is from RefSeq and is a predicted model, not a curated record. Gene Ontology annotation, cellular component: nucleus; NuA4 histone acetyltransferase complex. The coding region runs from base 164 to 559 and encodes 131 amino acids. NCBI's taxonomy places the organism in Eukaryota, Viridiplantae, Streptophyta, Magnoliopsida, Fabales, Fabaceae. The transcript is spliced from 5 exons. Gene Ontology annotation, biological process: regulation of transcription by RNA polymerase II.